AUGCCAAGUGAUUAUCAAACUCGAUGGUUAACUUAUCAUGGCAGUAAUUUCUUUAGGCAAAGAUUAUUACUAUCGACAUUGAGUGGAAGACCAGUGAAAAUUGUUGAUAUACGUAGCAAAGAUGACGAGCCUGGCUUGCAAGAACAUGAAGCAAAUUUCAUCAAGUUGUUAGAAAAAAUGUGCAAUGGUAGCGAAAUAAUUAUCAAUCACACUGGUACAAAGUUGAUGUAUAAACCAGGUACUAUCAAUGGUGGUAUACUGAGUCACGAUUGCAGUAGCGGAAGUCGUAGUCUUGGAUACUAUCUAGAACCUAUACUUUGCUUAGCACCUUUUUGUAAGACUGCCUUGCAAUUAACUUUACAAGGUAUCACCAAUGGUGGUCAUGAUCCUAGCGUUGAUACUAUUAAAAUGGUAACGUUAAAAUUAAUGGAAAAAUUCGGUUUAGAUGAAGGAUUGGAAUUAACCAUCAAUAAGCGCGGAUCCAUGCCUAAAGGUGGAGGUGAAAUCUUCCUUCGUUGCCCAGUUAUUAGGCAGUUGAACACUGUUAAUAUGUUAGAAACGGGUAAAGUCAAGAAAAUACGCGGUCUGAGCUAUACAACACGUGUAUCGCCCGCCAUGGCUAAUCGUAUUAUUGAUAGCUGUCGAAAUAGCUUAAAUCCCUUUAUUUCCGAUUUAUACAUUUAUGUUGAUCAUUGUAAAGGUAACCAAAGUGGUCUAUCACCUGGAUUUGGUGUUACUUUAACAGCUACUACAACCUCCGGUGUCAUGUAUUCGUCACAACUGACUGCUGAUGUAUCCGAUCAGAAAUUGCCUGAAGAUAUUGGUCAAUAUGCUGCAUAUAAGCUAUUAUCUGAAAUCAAGCAAGGUGGUUGUAUCGAUGCAACACAUCAAACCUUAGCCUUGUUAAUGAUUGCUUUGGGUCCUCCUGAUGUUGGCAAAAUUAGAACUGGACCUUUAACAGAUUAUACUGUAGCAUUUUUAAGACAUUUAAAAGAUUUUUUCCAGGUUAUGUUUAAAAUUGAUGCUUUAACUGAUGAAGAAAGUGAUUUGCAAUCACUAGUACUGUCUUGUUUAGGCAUAAAUUACGUCAAUAUCAGUAAGAAAAGUACAUAA
Molecule: messenger RNA, 1113 nt
Organism: Trichoplax adhaerens
Lineage: Eukaryota; Metazoa; Placozoa; Uniplacotomia; Trichoplacea; Trichoplacidae
Exons: 1
Coding region: 1-1113 (370 amino acids)
Biological process (GO): endonucleolytic cleavage of tricistronic rRNA transcript (SSU-rRNA, 5.8S rRNA, LSU-rRNA); ribosome biogenesis
Cellular component (GO): nucleolus
Molecular function (GO): RNA endonuclease activity
Source: RefSeq, a predicted model, not a curated record